Molecule: messenger RNA, 2261 nt
Organism: Mustela erminea (ermine)
Lineage: Eukaryota; Metazoa; Chordata; Mammalia; Carnivora; Mustelidae
Gene: BYSL
Product: bystin like
Exons: 7
Coding region: 68-1381 (437 amino acids)
Biological process (GO): rRNA processing
Cellular component (GO): preribosome, small subunit precursor; cytoplasm; nucleolus
Molecular function (GO): snoRNA binding
Source: RefSeq, a predicted model, not a curated record
AGACCUUUCCCCCCCACCCACCCUCCGUUCCCACGUGUGAAGUUUUCCGGCGAAGUUUUGGAGGAAAAUGCCCAAAUUCAAGGCGGCUCGCGGAGCUGCGGGUCAGGAAAAACAUGCGCCCCUGGCUGAGCAGAUCCUGAGUGGGGACGCGGUGCGAGCAGGAGCCCGGGAAAAGCGGCGCGGUCGUGGGACCGGAGACGAGGAGGAAGAGUAUGUGGGGCCCCGGCUGACCCGACGGAUUUUGCAGCAAGCACGGCAGCAGCAGGAGGAACUCGAGACCGAGCAUGGGACUAGGGGCAAACCCUCAGCGCCACGCGAGCGUACCACGCGGCUCGGUCCAGGAGUCCCACAGGAUGGAUCAGAUGAUGAGGACGAGGAGUGGCCCACCUUGGAGAAGGCUGCCACAAUGACAGGGUCAGGCCAUCAUGCAGAGGUGGUCGUGGACCCUGAGGAUGAGCGUGCCAUUGAGAUGUUCAUGAACAAGAACCCUCCUGCCAGGCGUACCCUGGCUGACAUCAUCAUGGAGAAGCUGACUGAGAAGCAGACGGAAGUUGAGACGGUUAUGUCAGAGGUGUCAGGCUUUCCCUUGCAUCAGCUGGACCCCCGGGUUCUGGAGGUCUACAGGGGAGUCCGGGAGGUGUUAUCCACGUACCGUAGUGGGAAGCUGCCCAAGGCCUUCAAGAUCAUCCCUGCGCUCUCCAACUGGGAGCAGAUACUCUACGUGACGGAGCCCGAGGCCUGGACUGCAGCUGCCAUGUACCAGGCUACAAGGAUUUUCGCCUCUAACCUCAAGGAACGCAUGGCUCAGCGCUUCUACAACCUUGUCCUGCUCCCCCGGGUACGAGACGACAUCGCUGAAUACAAACGACUGAAUUUCCACCUCUAUAUGGCUCUCAAGAAGGCCCUGUUUAAGCCCGGAGCCUGGUUUAAAGGGAUCCUGAUCCCACUGUGCGAGUCCGGCACCUGUACCCUCCGGGAAGCCAUCAUUGUGGGUAGCAUCAUCACCAAAUGCUCCAUCCCUGUGUUGCACUCCAGUGCAGCCAUGCUGAAAAUCGCCGAGAUGGAAUACAGCGGUGCUAACAGCAUCUUCCUGCGACUGUUGCUGGAUAAGAAGUAUGCGCUGCCCUACCGUGUGCUGGACGCCCUGGUCUUCCACUUCCUGGGCUUCCGGACGGAUAAACGCGAACUGCCUGUGCUCUGGCACCAGUGCCUCCUGACUUUGGUCCAGCGCUACAAGGCAGACCUAGCCACCGAUCAGAAGGAGGCCCUCUUGGAACUGCUCCGACUGCAGCCCCAUCCACAGCUGUCCCCUGAGAUUCGGCGUGAGCUUCAGAGCGCGGUCCCCCGAGAUGUGGAAGACAUGCCUGUCACCAUGGAGUGAGGAAAGUGACUUGCCCUGCCUGGUCUGAAGAGGCAUGAGGGGAUACCAGGAUUCCCUGUUGGUGAUACACAGCUUUUAACAGCUGAACUUGGGACAGGUCAGGACAGUGAGUGGUCACAGGCAGCUGUGACUCCCAGUGGCUGACAGGGAGGACUGGAGGGUCAGGCUGGCUCCUUCUUCCCCAUUCUAGGUCUUUGUCCCUACUCAGUUCUGAGGCCUGACUGGAGGUGCCCCACGCCAGCAUUCCCACUCCCUGGCCAGGGCUUGGAAUAGUUUCUUUACGCGGGCUGUUGUGGCUCAUCACUGGGCCAUAUAGAUAAAAACCAAAGGCAGGUAUUUAUUGAACUUCUGUGUUUUGAUGUGAUCAGUGGAAAUCUUUGUUUUCCCUCUUCAGCUGGCGGGAAACUCUUCCCUAUUUGUGUUCAGAGCAGAUUCUUAACAGUUGAUACCCUUCCCUGCCGCCUCAUUCUGUGAGUCUGUGUCUCCAGCUAGAGCCUUCACAGAGUCAGAAGCUACUUUGGGGGAAUGCCAGCAACCAGGAAGGAGGGUGUUUCAAAAGAUGGUCCUGUCUCAGCUGCGGGUGGACUGCUGCAGGAGAAAGUCUCGAGAGAAAACUGCAGCCAGGGAGAAUAAGGUCAGGCCCUGGAAUGCGUCAGUUUGGAGUCACCGCCAGCCAGGUUCCCUAACUUUCUUGGCUACUUAAAGCUUCAGACCAGAUGUUGGCAGAGUAGAGUUGUAAGUAGAUUUUCCUGCAGCCCAUGAGCUAAUCGUGAUUUUUACAUUUUUUAAGUGGGAAAAAAAACUUGAGUAUUUUGUGAUAGGUGAAAAUUAUAUGAAAUUCCGAUUUCAGUGUCCCUAAGUAAAGUUGUGUUGGGACACA